Notodromas monacha is the source of this 1727-nucleotide messenger RNA. Lineage: Eukaryota; Metazoa; Arthropoda; Ostracoda; Podocopida; Cyprididae. The record is from the annotation of a GenBank genome assembly.
CAUUUAAUUCUGCCGCUCUUCGCAGGUUUUACUAGUGUAUUUCGCGUUGAUCAGUGAAAUGGGUGAGGAUACGCCAGCGGUGCCAUCCGCGGAUGUUGAAGAAGCGAUGAUCUUCCGUCUUGUCCGCGAGAAGGAUGUCGAAGGUAUCCGGCGAUAUCUGCAAGAUUCCAACGUUGUUCCGAUUCAGUACGAUGGUGAAGGAAUGACUCCGUUGCAACACGCUGCUUACCGCGGUGGCUAUGAGAUUUGUCGUUUAUUGAUAGACCAUGGAGCUGAUGUAAACGCGACAAAACAUGCUCACAAGUAUUCAACGCUGCAUUUCGGUGUGAUGUCAGGAAAAUGCGAUCUUGUUCGUCUACUUCUAGACCACGGUGCUGAUCCUACUGCCAAGAACACGGUUGGCAAAACUGCUUCUGAAAUCGGGGCAUUCGUGGGUAAUCAUGACGCUGUUUCUGUAAUCAAUAAUUACGUUCCACUCUCAAGUCUUGACGGGCCGUUCAAAGCCAAGAAGGUAACCGCAGAAGUCAGGGCAGCAAUUGAAAAUCCAAUGCACGAUCUCAUUUGUACUGGAAAUGUUCACCCUGUGAGCGUGAUCAAUUUUGCGGAGAAGCAAAUUUCUUUAGUGGUUAACGCUAAGCUUGUUGGUGAAAUAUUAGAAUACAUGAUGAAUCGCGAGAUGUCAGUGGAUGGUGAUGCAAAUACCAUUCUUGCAUUCAAGCUUCACGUACUGUCAAAUUAUGAGAAACUUCUGUCAACUGCAUGUUCCAGUGAAGACAAAAGCAAACAUCUGCUUGCUCUCAAGAAAAAGUUCCUAACUGGCGUUGAACCCGACGGUACGCAAGAAUACAUGGAGAAGUACCUUCGUGAGGUCAUUCGUCUAUUCCCUUUCGUGCAAUCUCCGAUGAUUGUGAGUAUCGUCGGAACUUUGGCGGACACAAAAAUUGGAGACCACCCGACGGCGAUCACGUUGAUAAAUUCCCACUUGAAUGGACAGCGGAUGUUCAAGAACUCCGAACCGUGUGUUGCGUGUGGUGCCGAAAGCGCGUCAAAGAAGUGUUCCAAGUGCAAGUCCGUUUCUUAUUGCGAUGCUGUUUGUCAAAAGCUGGAGUGGUUUACUCACAAGAGGUUUUGUCAGAAGUUUUUAAUGGAUCGUCUGGCCGCUGAAGCAGAUAAGAAGUUCACCAUUGCUUAAUGAGAAUUGACGGUUCCUUGAGGAUUGCGAAUGAUACUUCGCUAUGUGGUCCGUGCGUUGGUCAUGAGUAAAGAGUCGGUCACUUGCGAAUGAACGCAGAGCACCGUAUGUUAUCAAGUCCGUUCACCCAUUUCAGAUACCACGUGAAUGUCGUCUGUGAUCCAUGGUUUGGCUGUUGACACAUUAUUUAAAAACAUCUGCUCCCCACUUGAAAGUCGGGAUGAAUCGUUCUCUCUUCGUUCAUCCCUUCUUUGAUGGUAGGUUGGUGCUAUAUUUUAGGCAUUUUGACUCCGCGGUAUAUUCGCCGAGUGCGAUUUGGUUUAAAGCGAUUUCAAUGGGCAUGUAAUUCCUAUCGAUUUCUUGAAGAGCUCCCAGCUUUUCUUUUCGAAUUAUUAUAAUGUAGAGCUCAAACCAUCGGAUUGACAUUCUAGAUUUGCUCAUGUCGACUUGCUGUUGUCCUCCACACUUGAUGUUGCUUCUUCCGUGGGUACCAAACGGACAAGAUGUGUUUUGCAGAAUCCAGCUGUGUAUGAAA